This is a messenger RNA of Xenopus laevis (African clawed frog), 1629 nucleotides long. RefSeq lists its product as uncharacterized. Lineage: Eukaryota; Metazoa; Chordata; Amphibia; Anura; Pipidae. The record is from RefSeq and is a predicted model, not a curated record. The transcript is spliced from 6 exons. Bases 317 to 1558 code for a protein of 413 amino acids.
UUGUUGUUGUGCUCUGUUGGCAUCAACAGAGCUGUUGCUAUGGUAACAAAUAUAGCCAUUAUGACAUCAAAGUUACUAUGGUAACUAACUGGACAUUAUGACAUCAUCAACAGGUGAAAGCAAUUAUCCCAUUAUGACAUCGUCAACAGGUGAUAGCAAGUAACAUUAUGACAUCAUCAACAGCUGGCUUAAUACUGGUAUUUACCAGUUGUGAGCUCAGUUUGUCUUUAGAUAUUCACAAGACCAAACCUUAUUUUAUUCUUUAACCUAUAUUUUCAAAUAUACCUUAAGUUUUUUAUUCAAUCAAAUUUUUCAAAUGCAAGAAGAUUUAAAAAGAAACAUUUACAGACUACAGAGAAGUAAACUUGAUAAGAUUCAUCGAUUAGACCAUUUUUCUGGCUCUAUAACGAGGAGAACUCAGAAGAAGCGCGAGAUCUGUGCAGCAGUGAUGGCUCCCAGAUACAAUUAUUUCAUCUACAUUUUGAUAAUCAUUGGAAUGUUGAUACAGUCGUGUAAUUGUGCACCAGCUAUGCAAAUCCGAAAUUUCAAAGUUUUGCAAACACACCUGACCCUGAAGCCAGGUACCCGGCGCCUGGUACCCUGUAAAUUUCUACCAGUCCAUCCGCUAGACAUGACUAAAGUAAAACUGGAAUGGGGUAAACUCUCUUUAGAGGAAGGAAGAUACACCCCUAUCAUCCAACUGAAUAGCGAGGGAAUCAGAAGGAACCCAGAGAUCGGCCACAGAUUUGGGCUCUUUGUACCUCUUGUAAAGAAAGGCAACUGCACCUUGAUUAUCGAUCCCGUCGACGCCAAAGACACGGGCGUUUAUGAAGUAUGGAUGGCACUAGAUGGCAGUUUGCACGAAGCCUAUCCCAAAACCACAAUUACCAUUUCAGACCAAAAGCAAGCCUCAGGUGCCUCCCGUGCCAACGUUAAACCGACUGUAAUGGCGACAUCCAUAAUGAGUACAACUGCUGCCUCCAACCAAACUGAUUUUUUUGUUAUGCUACUUGAUCAUAAACACGGGAGGACUACGAUUAUUGUAGUGAUAGCAGUACUAUCAUUCCUGUCCGUAGCGGCACUGAUAACAACCGUUAUGUGUUGUAUCUAUUUUCUUGAUGAUGAUGAUGAUGAUGAUGAUGAUGAAAGCACGGAUGUUGAAGCCCCAAAGGAGGACACCCCCAAAGCAGCUCAAUGGAAGGAUAGUGUCCAAAUUGAGGAUGAGACAACGACUGACAGUCAGAGCGAAACGGAGGAAGAGAAAUCUAUGAAGGAUAGUGUCCAUAUUGAGGAUGAGACAACGACUGACAGUCAGAGCGAAACGGAGGAAGAGAAAUCUAUGAAGGAUAGUGUCCAUAUUGAGGAUGAGACAACCAGUGAUAGAUCGAAGGAAGAGGAGGAAGCAAAAUUUACAUCUGCUGAAUCGGAGUCUGAUAAAUCCGAUGAUUUGGAGUCUGAUAAAUCCGAUGAUUGGGAGACUUAUAAAUCCGAAAAAUCCGCCUCAGAAUAUGAAAGAGAAACGAGUUCAGAAGAGGAAUCAAGUGAGAAACUCGGUUAGGCGGAUGAAAGUGACUAAGAAGACUUGACAUGUUUAAUCAGCCUCAGCGGAUAUAUCUUCAGAAUAAAUAA